This is a messenger RNA of Alosa alosa (allis shad), 2447 nucleotides long. RefSeq names its product family with sequence similarity 234 member B (gene fam234b). Bases 14 to 2230 code for a protein of 738 amino acids. The transcript has 13 exons. Gene Ontology annotation, molecular function: protein binding. Lineage: Eukaryota; Metazoa; Chordata; Actinopteri; Clupeiformes; Clupeidae. The record is from RefSeq and is a predicted model, not a curated record.
UGCGAGUCCCAGCAUGCUGAGCGCAGCGUCAGCGAACCUCACAUCGGUCGCUGGAAUCAGUCGCUGCUUGAAAUUGCUGUUUCUUCGUCGUAUAUUUGCAAUGGCAGCAGCUUUAUCCCGUGCUCUGAAAUUGCCCGGUAAGAAGGGCUCGGAGCUAGGAGAGUAUGACCCACUUACCCAAGCGGACAGUGAGGACGACAGUGAGGAGGAUGACCUGGUGCUCAACUACCCUCGCAACGGUCUUGGCAGGAGCAACAACAUGGGCUUAGGCACAUCAGAUUCACGCAGCAACAGGGGGAGCAGGUUCACCCAGCAGGAGGAUGUGGACGAGGAUGAGGAAGAGGUGGACGAGUGGAGAGAAAGGCACCGAGGGAAAUCAAGGCCAGAGACUGAGGAUGAGAAGUGCAGGCAGUACUGGAGCCAGAGGGAGAUGGGCAGGGAUGCAACCAGUGAGGACGGAGAGGGAAUGCGAUCCACUGGAGGUGGAGGCAUAGGGUCAGAGUGUGAUCCUUAUGGUAAAAAAAACAGAGUGAAGAAUGCCGUUCGCACAGCUGCCUUCUUAGUGCCACUGUGCUUAGCAAUGAUUGUGGUUCUACUGUGUGCAUUUAUCCUGCCCUGCCAACAGCUGGAGGACAGAAGGCCCCAGUGGGAGAGAGAACAAGGUGGUGAUGCAGGAGGUGUCACAUCCCUCCCCUUGGCACUGUGGGAUGUGGACAACGAUGGUAUAGAAGACAUAUUAAUAGGAGUCACCCAGUUGUCCAAUGAAAGUCAGGUCCCCAGCUCACAAGCUAUCAGUAAAGAGUACAGUGUGGUGGCUCUGUCUGCCACCAGUGGGAGCGUGCUGUGGAGGCGGCCGCUGAGAGAGCCUGUGAUAUCUGUUCAGUGUGGUCUGCAGACUGGAGCAGCAUCCUCAGCAGCAGCACACCCAGCAGAGGGGGCUCACUGGGGACAGCAGAGCCUCUCCCUCCAGUCUGGCCCUGUGUGUCUGCUGGUAGGCUCCUCACACCUCACCGCCGUCAAUGGCACUUCAGGAACGAAGCUUUGGUCUGCAACCCCAGGCGCUAUAGAGUCACCAGUGGUUUUGCUUCCAGAUGUUGAUGGAGACUCAGUCCCUGACCUGCUCAUUGUGACACUGCCUGAGAACAAUGAGGCAGACCUCUGUCUGGUUCUGCUAUCUGCACUGAAUGGCACCCAUAUUGGUCGUCCAGUCAACUUUAACCUCACAGGACAAGGCAAGCUGAUUGGACCUCUUCUCCAUGAGACCAGAAUGGGGGCCUAUUACGUUCUUUUUGGAUUGGGAACUGUGGAGGCAGUCUCCUUGAGAGACAUUUACACUAAAGCCAGUGAUGUGAGAGUCAUAGACCCCAAGAUAAAAGUGAAGGAUCCUCUGUGGGAAAAGCUGAGGAAAACAAACUCAUCCUCACUCAUCCACAUAUCAAGUGGCACAGAGGAAGUGAUCUUCCUUCUCCCUCUUGUGGCUGGACUAUGUAACAAUCACAACAACCUGGAUGUGAUGUCCAACAUGAACUCCAGUCAAAGUGAUUGGAUGGUGAUUUGUGAUAAAAGCAGGCUCUCCGUGCUUAAAGAGAAGGACACCCGCACAGCAUGGACAUUCAACUCCUCAGCUAUACACAGCCGUCCAACUCCAGGCCAAUUCAAUGGAGAUGGAAUUCCUGAUGUUCUCAUUCAGCUGUCUGCAGCUGGUGUGAGAAAGGUUCAGAUAAUAGAUGGAGGAAACGGCCAUAGCCUGUGGGAGGCAGAGUUUGUUUGCCCACGCCUUGUGCUGGAGGGGUCCUCUGUCAUGACGACCUCUGGCCAAUCUGUGUUCCUCUUCUGGGCUGGUGACCCUCUAAAACCACAGAAGAACAUUACCAAGCAGGCAUCUUCAGCUUUAGCGCCUACUGACCCUGUGGUCCGAAAGCUGUUUAUGUUGCACCCAAACUACCCCAUAAUACUGUUGGAACUGGCUAGCACCACUGAUACUAUACUCACUGCUGCAGUGAGUUAUGAAGAACAGUGGAAAGAUGCCGCUUACAUCACUGUGUUCUCCCGGCCCACGUCUGGUUUGGGACCGGGGACGCGCAUGGUGAAAAGCCUGAGCCUGAAGGCCGCUGUUGCGGGAGCACUGAUCGUAAGGCUCGGUGAGGAGAGCCAAGCAGGAGCGCCUGUCAGGCUUAGAGCUUUUGAGAUCAAGAAGUUCUUCAAGCAGCUGUCAUUUAAACAUCAGUGAUAAGUGUUGCCCAGACAUGUUGCCAUACAGCAUCUGAUGAAGACCAAACCAGUGGACAGGUCUCUUCAGUGAAAGAAGCUGACUAAUAUUUUUACUUGACAGUAUCGACAUAAGAGUGACAUAACACUGUCAUGAACACAUGACACUGUCAUGAGACAUGAAACCUAAACCUAACCCUAACCCUAACCUCUAACCCUAAUUCUAACCUGACCCUAAC